AAACAGUACGGACACCGGGUUUAAACAAGAUGUUGACUCCCCUGUAAACUUUCCCUCACAGCAUGAAUUCACCGGUGGAUUUCAGACUCUAUGUUCUCAUACUCUGAUCAGAAAACUAUCGAUCCUUCUGGAAAGUCUUUACUCUUCACAACGGGAUAGAAAAUGUCCAUAGUAACAGUGCAGCUCGGUCAGUGCGGUAACCAGGUGGGACACGAGCUGUUUGACAUCCUCUGCAGCGAUGCUCACGAGGGACAGAGGAAAGUGUACAGCACAGCCAGCCGCGAGCGCUUCUUCCACCGGACCGCACACGGAGAGCUUGUAGCCAGGGCGGUGCUGAUCGACAUGGAGCCCAAAGUUAUCAAUCAGAGUGUCAGCAGGGCUGCAAAGUGUGGCAGGUGGAGAUAUGGAGACACUUCACACUUCAGCCAGAAGCAGGGCUGUGGGAACAACUGGGCGAACGGGUUCUGUGUCCACGGGCCUCGUCACAGAGACGUGGUGGAGGAGCUGGUGAGGCGAGAGGUGGAGCGCUGUGACAGACUGGCCGGAUUUAUGGCCAUGAUGAGUGUGGCAGGGGGAACGGGCUCCGGGGUCGGCACUUAUGUCACUCAGUGUCUCCGAGACGUCUAUCCCAAGUCCUUCAUCCUAAACCACCUCACCUGGCCGUACGGGACCGGGGAGGUGAUUGUCCAGAACUACAACUCAGUGCUGACGCUGGCUCAUCUCUACCAGCUGUCAGACGCCAUCCUGGUGCAUGAGAACGACACGGUGCACAGGAUCUGCAGUCAGCUGCUCAACAUCAAACACAUCUCCUUCAGCGACGUCAACGGGGUGAUCGCUCACCAGCUGGGCAGCGUCCUGCAGCCCGCGCUCUCUGCCGACUCCUAUGGAGUCUACAGCAGAAACCCUCUGGGUGAGUUGGUGAGCUCCCUGACAUGCCACCCAGAGUACAAGUUGCUCAGUGUGUGUACUGUCCCUCAGAUGCCCAGUUCCUCCAUAGCCUACAGCACGUUCAGCUGGCCCAGCCUGCUCAAACACCUGCGACAGAUGCUCAUCUCCAACACCAAGAUGGAGGAAGGUAUAGACUGGCAGGUGCGUCCUCCCCCGGCAGGCUCUGAGCGGACCAGAACCAGCUUUAAUACGUCUCUGGCCAACCUGCUCAUACUGAGAGGGAAAGAUGUCUACAGCGCAGAGACAGGUAGCUUUGAGGACCCGGCCCUGUACACCUCCUGGCUCUCAUCACAAGAAGCUUUCAACUCGUGGAAAUCCCCAGUGCCUUUUAACAAGUAUGAAAAAUGCGUUACGCUGGUCAGUAACAGCCAGGCUCUGCUCAGACCUCUGGAUCACAUGGUGGGAAAAGCCUGGAAUAUGUUUGCAUCGAGGGCCUACAUUCAUCAGUACAUUAAAUUUGGGAUCUCAGAGGAGGACUUUCUAGACAGCUUCACGUCUCUGGAGCAAGUCAUCUCCAGCUACAAACAACUGCGCUAGAAAACAUGCACAACCUGGCCUUCGGACUGUAUGUGGAUAAGAGAAUACCAUUAUAUGGGACCUUUCUGAUGUUUUUUAUUUAAAAAAGUUAAAAUUACAUGUCCAUCUGCUGAGGGAGAUCAUGUGUCGUGAGUGAAAGCUCCAAAAUGGACCCUGUGGUGAGUCUAACUAUAGCUAUUUUUGUUUUUAAAUGUGAAGGUAUAAUAAAUCAUGUGUCCAGCAGUGGUGGAACAAGUCAGAUCCUUUAAAUAAAAGUAGUAAGACUACACUGUAGAAACUUACUUAACUUUUCUUCAGUAAAAGAACAGUUGGCAUUAAAGUAUACUUAAAAGUACCAAAAUUAGUACCCAAAAUGGCCUGUUUCAGAAUGUGUAAAUGUGUGUAUAUAUAUAUAUAUAUAUAUAAUUAUUUAAUGUAUAUUUGUUACUUUAUAUACUGCUGGGUAGCUUGUGAAUAUUCUUGGGGAUCAAUAAAGUAAUAUCACAAGUUUGAUUAACUUCUGUAUUAUUAAUCCAAAUCUGGAAAGUAAAUAAAGUUCACAUUAAUGUAAAAAAUAUACAAUAUUUGCCUCCGACAAAUGGUGAAGUAUAAAGUAACAGAAAAAUGGAAAUCCUAAAAGUUCUCCAGUAAAUGUGCUUUGUAUCUUCCCCACACUGAAGUUCAGCAAUUAGAAAU
Molecule: messenger RNA, 2160 nt
Organism: Centropristis striata (black sea bass)
Lineage: Eukaryota; Metazoa; Chordata; Actinopteri; Perciformes; Serranidae
Gene: tubd1
Product: tubulin, delta 1
Exons: 8
Coding region: 163-1485 (440 amino acids)
Biological process (GO): mitotic cell cycle; microtubule cytoskeleton organization
Cellular component (GO): cytoplasm; microtubule
Molecular function (GO): GTP binding; structural constituent of cytoskeleton
Source: RefSeq, a predicted model, not a curated record